UACAUAAUUGAAUGGGCACGUAAAUUGUCUUGUGAAAGAUGUUUUGAGAUUUCAUCAUAUUAUUACAGACAAAGUGAAUAUCCUUGCAUAAAUAUCAAUUCCAAGAUGUUACCUAUAACGACAAUGAUAAGGAGGACCGGGGCUCUUCAACGAACUUCACAGAGACUUCAGCAGUGUGUUGUUACCCAAAAUGCAAGGUGUGUUUCAAGUGGUGCAGUGAACACAGUUAUCCUGUUUGUACCUCAGCAGGAAGCAUGGGUAGUGGAGCGGAUGGGCAGGUUCCACAAAACUCUUCAACCUGGUUUAAAUCUACUGAUUCCAGUGCUUGACAAGAUCAAGUAUGUUCAGAGUUUGAAAGAAAUUGCUAUUGACAUUCCAGAGCAAAGUGCGGUGACUCAUGAUAAUGUGACACUAAGGAUAGAUGGAGUUCUGUAUCUCAGAGUCAUAGAUGCAUACAAGGCCAGCUAUGGUGUUGAGGAUCCUGAGUAUGCCGUCACACAGCUAGCACAGACAACAAUGAGAUCAGAGAUUGGUAAAAUAUCUCUUGAUCAUGUCUUCAAGGAAAGAGAAUCUCUAAACAUCAACAUAGUGGAGGCUAUCAACAAUGCAGCCAUGGAACCAUGGGGGAUCAAGUGUCUUAGGUAUGAAAUCAAAGACAUUGAACUCCCUUCCAAAGUCAAGGAAGCUAUGCAGAUGCAAGUUGAAGCAGAAAGACGCAAAAGAGCUGUUGUGUUAGAAUCAGAAGGUAUACGAGAGUACGAGAUCAACGUAGCAGAGGGUAAGAAGAAUGCCACCAUCCUGGCUUCAGAAGCCAUUAAGAGAGAAGAGAUUAACAGAGCUGAAGGAGAGGCAGCAGCUGUUAUAGCCAAGGCCAAAGCUAGAGCAGAAGCCCUCACAAAGAUAUCACAAGCCAUGAGUGCAAAGGAUGGUCCAAAUGCAGCCAAUCUAGUGGUAGCAGAGCAGUAUGUAGCAGCCUUUAGUAAACUAGCCAAGACCUCUAAUACCAUAGUUCUUCCAUCAAAUACUGGUGACAUCAGCAGCAUGGUCGGCCAGGCAAUGGCCAUCUACGGCAAUCUAGCCAACCACCAGAAGCAGCUUGAUGCCGCCGAACCGGAGGAUCCCGACUCCGCCAUCCCCACGGAGGAGAUCCAUCCCACCCAGGAGAUAGACAGAUUCCAGUUGACAGGGAAGAAAACAUCAGUUGCCGGGGACGACACCCUAAAAUCGCGACUCAGUCUGGGAAAUUCAAACGAAGAAGAUAAAAAGUCAUAGCAGCGUUUGAGUGAAGAUUGACAAUGAAUGGACUUGAACUUUUGUCAAGAUUGUUUUUCAACCUCUGCUUAAUGUCAGAAGAUGGAUAUGAAGAUACAGUAUGACUGCCUAUCACUAAGCCAUGAUGUAAAUGUAGUCAUAACAAAGAAGAAAGAACAUGAUCAUAAGAUGAUGACUUAAGGCCUGGUCACACUGCCCGAGCAUUGUUGGAGUGGUCAUGGAGCGGUAGGGAGAGGGGGUCGAAUUUCUCUCACAAAAUUGGGGAAUAAAUCGAUAACAAAAAUCGAGAACAAAAAAAAAACAAUCAAAAUCGAAAAUGUGAAUGGUAGCAAGCGGUGAUA
Lytechinus variegatus (green sea urchin) is the source of this 1613-nucleotide messenger RNA. RefSeq names its product stomatin-like protein 2, mitochondrial. Bases 106 to 1272 code for a protein of 388 amino acids. The record is from RefSeq and is a predicted model, not a curated record. NCBI's taxonomy places the organism in Eukaryota, Metazoa, Echinodermata, Echinoidea, Temnopleuroida, Toxopneustidae. The transcript is spliced from 9 exons. Gene Ontology annotation, cellular component: membrane.